Synchiropus splendidus (mandarinfish) is the source of this 12018-nucleotide messenger RNA. It is a transcript of the gene utrn, whose product is annotated as utrophin. Gene Ontology annotation, molecular function: zinc ion binding; protein binding. Gene Ontology annotation, cellular component: plasma membrane. NCBI's taxonomy places the organism in Eukaryota, Metazoa, Chordata, Actinopteri, Syngnathiformes, Callionymidae. Bases 450 to 10946 code for a protein of 3498 amino acids. The transcript is spliced from 78 exons. The record is from RefSeq and is a predicted model, not a curated record. Gene Ontology annotation, biological process: synaptic signaling.
CAGCUUCAUUAACAUCGAUGUGGUCAGAGGCAGAAGUAAGCAACAGGAACAAAGUUGUGUUGCCUGGUGUCCAUCGUUUGCUACAUUUACUCGCAAAAUACCUCCACUUCGAACCGAAUCAGCACGCAACGAGAUAGCUAUUGUCCAGAAGACGACUGUUUUUCGACUCUACUAAGUCCAGUUUGGGCACGUUGUGGGGGGGUCUGGAUGUGCUCGGUGUUCCCUGGGUGAGCUUCAGUCCGCGUCGCUCCUGCACCGAAGAUGACUUAAACUGGAGAAAUACUUUGUAAUCCUGGGACUCCGACGGACUGGACUGGGUUUGGACUUAUUUUGGGGGGGCACGUCUUCCUGCCAGGCUCGUCGGUGACAGCGUUGGUGUGGAAAUACUUUCACCUACUAAUUAUCUCGACCUUGCAACGCUCCAGCAUUGGAGCGGUUGAUUUGCUACCAUGGCGUCCCAUGGAGACUCAGCCGAGGGAGGAGCUAACGAAGAGUUCAAUGAUAUCAUCAAGUGGAGAUCCGAUGAGCAUGAUGCGGUACAAAAGAAAACAUUCACCAAGUGGAUAAACGCACAGUUCUCAAAGAGCGGCAAGUCGCCUAUCAAGGACAUGUUUUCAGACCUGAAGGAUGGGAGGAAGCUGUUGGAUCUGCUUGAGGGCCUCACAGGCACCGCACUGACCAAAGAACGAGGCUCCACCAGAGUUCACUCUCUCAACAACGUCAACAAAGUUCUACAAGUCCUGAACCAAAACAAUGUGGAUCUUGUCAACAUUGGCGGGACAGAUAUCGUGGACGGGAACCAUAAGCUGACUCUGGGUUUGAUCUGGAGUAUUAUUCUGCACUGGCAGGUGAAAGACGUUAUGAAGGAUGUCAUGUCGAACCUUCAGCAGACCAACAGCGAGAAGAUCCUGCUUAGCUGGGUCCGCCAGUGCACCCGCUCGUACCCGGAAGUCAAUGUGCUCAACUUCACCACCAGCUGGGCUGAUGGGUUGGCCCUCAAUGGCAUCCUGCACCACUUCAGGCCAAAUGCUUUUGAAUGGGACCAGGUGGUCCGACUGAGUCCUGUGGAGAGACUGGACCAUGGAUUUGCUGUAGCCAAAGAACAGCUUGGUAUUGAGAGGCUUCUGGAUGCUGAAGAUGUGGCCGUGCAGUUGCCAGAUAAGAAGUCCAUCAUCAUGUACGUGACGUCGCUGUUUGCCGUGCUGCCCAAGGAGGUCACCAUGGAGUCCAUUCGAGAAGUGGAAACACUGCCACGGAAAUACAAAGUCGAGGCUGAGGAUGUUCAGGGGCUCAGUGCUCAGAAUGUGCCGACGGCAGAGUCGGGCAGCAGCCCCCUUUCGGACCGACCCGGCUCCCUCACGGAAGUGGAGAUGGAAGGCAGCUUGCUGGAAGUGGACCUGGACAGCUACCAGACCACACUGGAGGAGGUUCUGACCUGGCUGCUGUCGGCUGAGGAUGCCCUGCAAUCCCAGGACGAGGUGUCGGACGAUGUGGAGGAGGUUAAAGAUCAGUUCCACACCCACGAGGAUUUCAUGAUGGAGCUGACAGCUCACCAGAGCAGCGUGGGGAACGUUCUGCAUGCAGGCAACCAGCUCAUUGCCCAGGGAAACCUGACAGACGAGGAAGAGGAUGAAAUCCAGGAGCAAAUGACCCUUCUGAACGCCCGCUGGGAAGGCCUCCGAGUCGCCAGCAUGGACCGGCAGGCCAGGCUCCAUGAAGUCCUAAUGGAUCUCCAGCAGCAGCAGUUGCAGCAGCUGUCCGAUUGGUUGACGCAGACCGAAGAUCGGAUCCGAAGAAUUGAGUCUGAACCUGCAGCGAAAGACCUGGACUUGUACAAAGAGCAGAUCGAGCAACACAAAGUGCUGCAAAAUGACCUAGAAGCAGAGCAGGUGAAGGUGAAUUCACUCACUCACAUGGUGGUCGUGGUGGAUGAGAACAGCGGCGACAGUGCCACCGCUGCCCUGGAGGAGCAACUACAAACGCUGGGUGAGCGCUGGGCGGCAGUGUGUCGCUGGACGGAAGAGAAGUGGCACAAGCUGCAGGAUGUCUUCCUGGUGUGGCAGCAGCUUCUCUCUGAUCAGAAUGUGUUCAGAGCCUGGCUAGCAGAAAAAGAAGAUGCCUUGAGUGAAGUUCAAACCAGCAAUUUCAGGGACCCCAGCGAAAUGAACACUAACGUCCGUCGUCUUGCUAUAUUGAAGGAAGACAUGGAGAAGAAGAGAAGAACCCUGGACCAGCUGUCAGAUGCCGGGCAGGAUGUGAUUUCGUUACUGAGAAGCCCCGAGGCAGGAACCAAAAUUGAGACCGACACUGAAGAACUGACCCACAGAUGGGACAACCUGGUGCAGAAGCUGGAGGACUACUCCUUUCAGGUGAUGGAGGCUGCCACGGACGCAGGGAUGAGUCCAGUGGAGGAGCAAGUCAGUUUGACCACCGUGGUUGCUGCAACAUCAACCGCCGGCCAGGAGUUGGCUCCUCCGGCACCUCCGAAGAAGCGACUGGUGGAGACGGACGUUGAAAUCAGACGAAUAUAUGAAACCAAGCUGGCCGACCACCUCGGUUGGAUGAAGACGUGGAAGGCAUCAGCUCAGGCUUUGGCUGCGAUGAAUCCUGAAAUCUCAACAGAGACUUCCGACCUGCAAGAAAAGCUGCAGGCUUUGGAGCUGGAACUGGCUGGAAAAGAAGACGCCACCAGUCAGCUGGUGCAGGAAGGCCGACUUCUGGUGGACCAACUGGAAAGAGAAGGCGCUUGUGUGGACGCCGUGAGGAGAGACAUUAAUUUGAUCCAAAGCGAUUGGGAUGUGUUUGGGAGGGAGCUGCAGGCGGCCCAGGAACGAGUGAACACACAGAGCAGGUUCACGGCGCUGACUGCCGAUCUCGUACAUCUGGACCAGACCUUGAAGGAGCAGGACCAGUGGCUUGCUUCGGCCUCUCCAGUAGACAAGUGUGAUGGUCCAGAACUCGAACACAUCAGUAAAGAAUGUCAGACACUGCUUGCUCUUGUCGCUGCCCUGAGCCCCAAACUGGAGCAGCUUUCUACUGACGUGGGGUCACUGGGAGCCGUUCCAUCUUUGAAAGAUCAGAUGGUGGUGGUCUCUGCUCAUCAUGCCUCGACACUACAGCAGCUGCAGAACAGACAAAAAGCUGUCAGCGAAGCUUUGGCCAGUUUGGAAUCCAGUCGGUUGAAGAUCCUGGCUGUGGAGGGUCUGGAGGCACGGCUAGCUACGCUGAGAGAGGGAAUAGUGGACGUACCUACCACCAGGGCUGCAGUAGAGAGGGCACAGGCUCUGUGUCUGGAGAUUGAGCAAACGCAGCAAGCGUCUGAUUCUGCUGAACUGAAAAGAUGGAGUCAACUUUCCAGCAGCGCCCGGGACGAGCUGAGCACGCUGCAGUGCAUCUUGGGAAGCAUGAAGGACUAUCAGGUGUGUUUGGUGGAAGCAGAACGUUGGCUAGAUGGAGUGGAGGAUUUGUUGUCACAUAAUGUGAACCGGAUGGAAAAAGCAGAAGGUCUUGAGGAAGAGCUGAAGAAGUGCAAGGUGUAUGUGGAUCAGAUGGAGUCGGUGGAAGGUUCAUUGAAGCAGAUGAAAGAGAAUGUGAGUGCAGUUCAGGCGGCACUAGUGCCAGGGCUGGCCAAGUGGGAGCAGGACAAGUUGGUCGAGUGCCAAAGCAGAUGGGACAUGCUCAGUAAACAGCUCUCGAGCCACCAGAAGUGCGUGGCAGAGAACCAGGAGCGACAAGUGAAUCUGAGGAAGGACCUGACUGAGAUGCAGGAGUGGAUGGCUCAGGUGGAUGAAGAGUUUCUGAUGCGAGACUUUGAGUACAAAAGUCCAGAGGAGCUGGAGGCAUCGCUGGAGGAGAUGAAGAGAGCAAAAGACGAUGUCCUGCAGAAGGAGGUGAAAGUAAAGAUCCUGAAAGACAGUAUCAACAUGUUGGUAUGCAAAACAGCGCCCCCCGAUGGAGGCAGCGGCCAGGGCCUGACAUCUGAACUGGAUGGGGUUCUAGCCAACUACCACAAGCUCUGUGACCGCUUCAAGAGCAAGUGCCACACUCUUGAGGAGGUUUGGUCCUGUUGGAUGGAGCUUCUUCAGUAUCUGGACAUGGAGCAUGCGUGGCUCAACACUGUGGAGGAGAAGGUCCACACUACAGAGAAUGUUCCAGAGAGCACUGAGGCUGUCAAUGAGGCUCUUGAGUCUUUGGAGACCGUGCUUCGCCACCCUGCGGACAACAGAACACAGAUCAGGGAGUUGGGGCAGACCCUGAUAGAUGGUGGCAUUUUGGAUGAACUCAUCAGUGAGAAACUCGAGGCCUUCAAUUCUCACUACGAACAACUAAAUCAGCAGGCGGUGAAUCGGCAGGUUGCCCUGGAGCAGCAGCUGCAGACGCUGAAGGAGAACGAUCAGGCCCUUCAGACUCUGCAUGAGUCCCUGACCCAGCUGGAUCACAUUCUGGCAUCCUACCUUACUGACCGGAUCGACGCUUUCCAGCUUCCGCAGGAGGCACAGACAAUCGGGGCAGAGAUCGCUGCCCACGAAGCCACAGUGGAGGACAUGAGGAGGAGGAACAUCGCCAACCUGCCACCCCCAGCUGCUGAUGGCAAAGCAGCCAGAGGAGGAACUAUGUUAGACCACCUUCAGAGAAAGCUGCGAGAGAUUUCCACGAAGUACCAGCUCUUCCAGAAGCCUGCCAACUUCGAGCAACGCAUGUUGGACUGUAAAAAGGUCUUGGAUGGUGCCAAGUCUGAGCUCCACAUUCUGGAUGCCACAGAAGUAGAACCAGAGAAGAUCCAAAUCCACCUUAAUGGCUGCAUGAAACUGUAUAAGUUGCUGAGUGAGGUGAAGCUGGAGGUGGAGACGGUCAUCAAAACAGGCCGCCAGAUAGUUCAGAAACAGCAGACCGAGAACCCGAAGGCAAUGGACGAGCAACUUACUGCGCUCAAACUUCUCUACAAUGACCUGGGAGCUCAGGUAACGGAAGGGAAGCAGGACUUGGAGAAAGCUCUGAGUCUGUCUCAGAAGUUUCAGAAGGAGAGUGCUGCAUUGCAGGACUGGCUGACUCCUGCUGAGGGUCAACUCCAGCAAAAGAACAGCAGUGGAGACAUGCCAGCGGACAUCGAUGCAGAGAUUGCCUGGGCCAAUGGUCUGUUGAAGGAGUCGGAGCGUCGGAAAGCCGACCUCUCUGGCCUGUCCGAGACCAGUGCCGGUCUGCAGACCCUCAUCGAGGGCAGCGAGGCUCAGCUGGAGGAGAAACUGUCUGGCUUAAAUGAAUCCUGGGAUCGUGUCCGCACUUGGACCGAGGACUGGCUGAGCGCUGUGCUUAGUCACCAGAAUGAGGUGGAAAUCUUUGACGAGAACGUAGCUCACAUCAGCACCUGGCUGUACCAGACCCAGAUCCAUCUGGAUGAGGCCGAGCGACUCUCUCCUGCAGAGAGGGAGAAAACAGUGAAGCGGAUGUUGGAGGAGCUUGAACAUAUCGGUCUACGCGUGGACAACGUGAGAGACCAGGCGGUUAUCCUCAUGACCAGCAGGGGCCCAGCCUGCCGGGAGGUGGUGGAGCCGAAACUGACGGAACUCAACUGUAACUUCGAUAAAGUCUCGCAGCAUAUCAGGACGGCACAGAUGAUGACCAGUCUGGAGUCGAGUGGAGUCGAGUUGAACCAGCUAGAACCUAAGACGAUGAUGGUGACCAAAGUAGACUUCCAGAAUCAGACCCGCCCCACUGAGAUCCUGGUGUCCGAAGUGCAGGAUGCACUGAGAUCUAUUCAGGAGCAGCAGGAUGUGGCCACCAUACUGGAUGAUGACAAGAUGGAUGAGGAGAAAGCCAGAGUGGAAAAUCUGCUCAGAAGAGGAGAAGAUCUGUUGCAGCAAACUUCAGACGACGUCCAGCGGGAGGAAUUGAGACUCAUGUUGCUGCGGCUGCAGAGUCAAUACUCAGCUCAGAGGGAGUCGAAGUGGCUACGAAUCAGACAAUUGGAAACAACAGUGGAUACCUCAUCUUCCAUCACAUUCUCAGAUGAAGUCAGUGGCUUUUCAAGCAAGGGAGUUUCCGCGGACGUGUGCGUCCACACUCCUGCGUUCAGCUCUUCUGACUACAUGUUGGACAUCAACAAAGUUCUGCUCGCCAUGGCAGACAACGAGUUGCUUCUGAACUCAUCAGAACUCAGCGGGGGUCUGUACGAAGACUUCUCCAGCCAGGAGGACACACUCAGGAAUAUCAAAGAAAAUUUGGAACGUCUUGGCGAUCAGGUGACAGCGAUUCACGAGCGCCACCCAGAUGCCAUCCAGGAAGCGUCUCCUGCUGAGGUCAAUCAGAUCGGGGACUCCCUCUCUCAGCUCAACGCGGAGUGGGAUCGACUCAACCGCAUGUACAACCACCGCAAAGGGAGUUUUGAUCGCGCCGUUGAGGAGUGGCGACAGUUCCACUGUGACAUGAACGACCUGGGUCAGUGGCUGGCUGACACUGAGGCGCUGCUGUCCGAAAGCAUCGGUCCUGAUGGACAGCUGGACCUGGAGUCUGCACGCCAGCGUCAAGAGGAGUUAGAGGACGGCCUCGCCAGCCACCAAGCCACUGUGGUCGGACUGACCCGCAGCGGAGAGCAGAUAAUUGGACAGUUGUCAUCCCCUGAUGGGCCUCUGCUCGAAGAGAAGCUUGAUGCUUUGAGUCAGCGCUGGCGGGCUGUCACUCGUCAGGUGCUGGACAGGAAGCGCAGGCUAGCUGGAGGAGACCCUGCGCUGUCAGACCUGCUGAGGAGAAGUGAGGAUUUGGCUCUGUGGCUGGAUCAGGCUGACAAUGCUCUCAGCUCCCUGCCUGUCACAGCGAGUGACAGAAGCCUUAAAGAACUCAAGGAUUUCGCCCUUCAGUUGGAUGCACAGAACGAGCGCCUGGGGUGGUUGAACAAGCACGCCCCGCAGAUCCUGUCCAGCCCCAGCCUCAGCCCUCACAGCAGGGACCAGCACGUCGCCAAGCUCCGGGGCAUUAACAUCAAAUGGAGUCAGGUGACGCAUGAGUUGUUAGACAAAGUGGGAGAGGUGGAGGCCAACCUGCAGAGCCACGGACAGUUCGAGGACAGAAUGAACCGACUGACUGACUGGCUGGUCAUCACACAACAGACAAUCCUGACCCGAGGGCUGAGUCAAAGCCAAGCACUGGAUCUUGAGGUCUCAAUGAAAGACAGGAAGAGAGACCUGGAGGACUUGUUGGCCCAGUCCAUCGAGCUGCAGAGACGGCAGCAACUGACGCCUCAAGAGAAGAUUCAGAUCGAGCAGCUGGCUGGAGACUGGAAAGCUCUAGAUUGUCGACUGAGGGAGACUCUUCAGCCGCCCGUCUCACCGUGGAUGCAGCAGCAACAUGUUCAGCACCAGCAGCUCGUGUCCUCAGUGCCCUCAGCGGUGCAGAUGGCUAGCUUGGUGAGCGAAGACCCCCACCAUCAAACCCCGCACAGCCCCGAAUCUGUGGCCCCCACUGAUCUCAAUGAGACCGCGACAGAGCUGGCCGACUGGCUGCUUCUCAUCACCCAGAUGCUGAAGUCGAAUAUUGUGACUGUCGGGGAUACAGAGGAGAUCCGGGCCACCAUGGGGCGUCUUCAGGUGACCAAGAGUGACCUGGAGCAGCGCCACCCUCAGUUGGAGGACAUUUUCACACUGGCCCAGAACAUAAAAAAUAAGACUUCGAACUUGGAUGUCCGGACCUCGAUUACUGAGAAGUUGGAAAAGGUGCGCAAUCAAUGGGACAGCACCCAGCACGGGAUCGAGGCAAGGCUGCAGCAGCUGGACAACAUGAUCGUCCACAGCAACCAGUGGGAGGAGCAGAGGAUGGAGGUGACGGGUCUGAUCGAGCACAAGGAAGGCUGGUUCCACAGUCUGCUGCAGAAGUCCAGAGAGCCUCUGACCAAUCAGCUCACAGACAGCAAGGCCUUUCUCCAAGAGCUCGGCCGAGGACAGCCCACGGUUGCGUCCUUCAAUGAGCUGUCCAGUCAUCUCCUGCGAGUGUACUCCUGCGAUGACACGAGGAGAAUCAAAGAGGUCACCGACGUCCAGAACGCUGCCUGGAACAGCCUCAACAACAGGGCGAAUGAUCGUCAGGCCCAGUUGGACGCAGAGCUGAAGGGGCUGCAGGCGUCUCUGCGGGAGCUGGAGAACUUCCUGAAAUGGCUGCAGGAAGCAGAGACGACCGUUAAUGUUCUGGCCGACGCCUCACAGAGGGAGGACGUGUCACAGGACUCCGCCCAUGCGAAGGCACUGAGACGACAACUGGAGGACAUCCAGGCCGAGAUCGAUGCUCAUAAUGACAUCUACAAGAGCGUGGACAGCAACAAGCCCAAGAUGGUCAAAGCUCUGGGGAGUUCGGAGGAAGCCGUGUUCCUGCAGCACCGACUGGAUGACAUGAACCAACGCUGGAGCGACCUGAAGGCCAAGUCCGCCAAUAUUCGGGCCCAUCUGGAAGCGAGUGCCGAGCGCUGGUCACGUCUCCUGGGGCUGCUGGAGGAGCUGUGGAGGUGGAUCUGCAUGAAAGACGAGGAUCUGGCAAAGCAGAUGCCCAUCGGGGGAGACGUGCCAACCCUGCUGCAGCAGCAAAACCACUGCACAGUGCUGCAGUCGGAACUCAAGGAGCGAGAACAGCUUGUGAUCAGUACUUUGGAUCAAGCCCGGAUGUUUCUUGCUGAGCAGCCCAUCGAGGGUCCCGGAGAGCCACGCAAGAACCUGCAACCAAAAGCAGAUCUUACGGCAGAGGAGAAAGCCAAAGGUUUGGCGCGGGCCAUCCGCAAGCAGACAGGUGAGGUGCGGGAGCGAUGGGAUCGGCUGAAAGGUCAUGUGGUCGGCUGGCACAAUCAAGUGGAGCAGGCGCUGGAGCGGCUUCAGGAGCUGCAGAGCUCCAUGGACCAGCUCGAUCUGCGGCUCACUCAGGCGGAGGAGGCCAAGGCUUCCUGGCAGCCCGUCGGGGAUCUCCUGAUCGACUCCCUGCAGGACCACAUCGACAAAACCCAGGCCUUCAGAGAGGAGGUUUCGCCGCUGCGUCAGGAUGUCCGAAUGGUGAACGAGCUGUCUGCUGGACUGACCCCGCUGGACAUCCAACUGUCCUCCACGGCUUCCAGGCAAUUGGACCAGCUCAACAUGAGAUGGAAGCUCCUCCAGGUGGCUGUGGAAGACAGGCUGAAGCUCCUCCAGGAAGCUCAUCGAGACUUCGGCCCAUCUUCUCAACACUUCCUGUCCACUUCUGUGCAGCUUCCAUGGCAACGUGCAGUUUCGCAGAAUAAAGUUCCAUAUUACAUCAAUCACCAGACGCAGACCACCUGCUGGGACCACCCCAAGAUGACAGAACUCUACCAGUCUUUAGCCGACUUGAACAACGUCAGGUUCUCAGCAUAUCGAACAGCGAUGAAGAUCCGCAGGCUACAGAAAGCUCUCUGCUUGGACCUGCUGGACCUCAGCGUGGCCCAGAACACGUUUGAACAGCACAAGCUGACCAACAACAACCAGCUGCUGUCGGUGCCGGACGUCAUCAACUGCCUGACGUCCAUCUAUGACGGUCUGGAACAGGAGCACAAGGACCUGGUCAACGUGCCGCUCUGCGUCGACAUGUGUCUCAACUGGCUGCUCAACGUCUACGACAUGGGGCGCAGUGGCAUGAUCCGCGUCCUCUCCAUGAAGAUCGGUCUACUCUCUCUAUCCAAGGGUCACCUGGAGGAAAAAUAUAAAUUUCUGUUCAGCCAGGUGGCAUCAGCGGGCGACACAUGUGACCAGAGGCAGCUCGGCCUGUUGCUACACGAAGCCAUCCAGAUCCCAAAGCAGCUGGGUGAGGUGGCCGCUUUCGGGGGAUCCAACAUCGAACCCAGUGUUCGCAGCUGCUUCCAGCACGUGAACAAUAAGGUGGAGCUGGAGCCCAGACAGUUUGUCGAAUGGAUGCGCCUGGAGCCUCAGUCGAUGGUUUGGCUCCCGGUCCUGCACAGAGUGGCUGCAGCAGAGACGGCCAAGCACCAGGCCAAGUGCAACAUCUGCAAGGAGUGUCCUAUUGUCGGGUUUAGGUAUCGCAGUUUGAAGCAUUUCAACUACGACGUUUGUCAGAGCUGCUUCUUUUCCGGGCGCACAGCCAAAGGCCACAAGCUCAACUAUCCCAUGGUGGAGUACUGCACGCCGACGACCUCAGGGGAGGACAUGCGGGACUUCACCAAAGUACUCAAGAACAAAUUCCGCUCCAAAAAGUACUUUGCGAAACACCCACGACUGGGCUACCUUCCCGUGCAGACGGUUCUGGAGGGUGACAACAUGGAGACUCCUGUCACCCUCAUCAGCAUGUGUCCAGAGCAGUACGAGCUGUCCCAGUCACCUCAGAUCUCUCAUGAUGACACCCAUUCACGGAUUGAGCAGUACGCCAGCAGGUUGGCACAGAUGGAGCGGUCAAACGGUUCCCUGCCCACGGACAGCAGCUCGGCCACAGGGAGCAUGGACGAUGAGCACACGCUGAUACUCCAGUACUGCCAGACCCUGGGCGGGGAGGGCUCCCCCUACAGUCAGCCUCAGAGUCCAGCCCAGAUCCUGCAGGCGGUGGAGAGGGAGGAGCGCGGCGAGCUGGAGCGGAUCAUCGCACGUCUGGAAGAAGAACAGAGGGCCCUGCAGAGGGAGUAUGAGCAGCUCAAGGAGCAGCACGGCCAGCGGGGGGCGCCAGCUGGAGGUCCCUGGGAGCUGGACAGCUCCGCCGCUCACGCGGAUGAGUCCGAUCUCCUCGCCGAGGCCAAGCUGCUGCGACAACACAAGGGGCGGCUGGAGGGCCGGAUGCACAUCCUGGAGGAACACAACAAGCAGCUGGAGUCGCAGCUCCACCGCCUGCGGCAGCUUCUGCACCAGCCGGAGGUGGAUCUGAGGGUCAAUGGUGUUUCAUCCCCCGCGGCGCAGGAUCGAGGGCCACUUGCAGAGAGCUCAGCCUCCAGCCUCUCAGCACGACCACAGGUGAUGUGAGGACGGACGUUGCCAGUAACCACGUGAAGAUGUCGGAACCCCCCAAAAAACUUUCACCUUUAAAACCCAAAGACGCACAGGACCAGACAACUUAACCAUUCGUCCCACCUUCGUCUUGUACUAUGCAAACUGUACAUAACCUGAACCGUAGAACAGAACCAGCCUCCGCAUCUGUCCGCCAUUUGUUUCCACUCAGCACCAUGAAGAUGGGACGGGGGCGUCGGGUGUAUAUUCAAACAUGCUCUGUCCGUUUGUCACAGAAAUGUUAGGGGUUCCAAACCCCCUUUUUUUGGAAAUCACACUGUUACAAUUCUUUCGUCAUUCCGAUGCUAGGUUUGCUCCUGGCGUUGAUGUCCGGUUCCCCCUUUAAACCAAUGCCAGGCUUCGAUUUGAAUAUGAACUUCACCCCGUCUGUGCCUCAACAGUUUGUCAUUCCAAGAGUGGAAAACUGGUCCAAAAGAGUAUAAAGUGGUAUUGUGUACAAAGAGAGAGAUUUUGGAAAUAAAUCUAGAUUUUAACAGGUAUGGGGUUCGUAAGAGGCCCGCGUCAAUACUAGAGUAGUUUUCUAAAGCUAUUUGUCGAGAAAUCAGAGGAAAGCCAUGAUUGCCUUGCUACCUCAGACUCAUAGACACAGUUUUGUGUGGAUUGUAAACAGUUGUGUGUCUUUUUAGAACUCUGACAACCUGGUUGCUUCCUGUAUCAGUGUCCACCUCAAUGAGGAGUUACAAAAAACGAGUCACUAUUACUGUACUACCAUGAGUCUGUGGCCUGCUGGAGCUAGACGCCUGUCACGAUGGACCAUCCGAUCCCCCCUCAGGCCCGCGAGCUCGGGUCCUUUCACCGCGUCGUGUUCUUGUGCGCUAUACUAUCCUGUAAAACUUGUGGACUGAACAACACUACUAUAGCCUCCUCUGACCGUCGGCUCAUAUUGAUUGAUUGUCUUGAUCACAAUCGUAAUGAAAAGGUGUCAUUUUUCCUGAGGUAUGUAAAAUAGAACAUCACGAUAUGUGUAAUAUGGCUACGUUGUUUUAUUCUAAAUAAAAUUUUUGUAACAACUACACUACGUGUGGGG